Morone saxatilis (striped sea-bass) is the source of this 3786-nucleotide messenger RNA. It is a transcript of the gene macc1, whose product is annotated as MET transcriptional regulator MACC1. Gene Ontology annotation, molecular function: protein binding. The coding region runs from base 122 to 2677 and encodes 851 amino acids. The transcript is spliced from 5 exons. Gene Ontology annotation, cellular component: cytoplasm. The record is from RefSeq and is a predicted model, not a curated record. Lineage: Eukaryota; Metazoa; Chordata; Actinopteri; Moronidae.
GAGAGGAGGGGAGCUCCGUAGAUCCGCCCUAGAAAAGCAGUGUAAAUGAUAGUGGAUUGGCCUCUUUUCCUGUCAACGCGCUCAAGCAAAACUACAACCAUCUCAUGCCGACGAUGAAAAUAUGGCAGCUGGAAGAGCAAAGUCCUUCCGUCGUGUUGGGAGUCUCAUGCGGAGUAAAUCUGAGGGGACACUGAUUGAUCUGGACGACAGUGUUUCAACCAGUGACAACCGGAAUGGUGGGUAUGUGACAACACAGAACUCCGAGUGGCCACUUUUACAGCCAGAAGUCGCACUUUCAUCUCAGUCAAAUAAUCCCUUUUGGAACAAACUGUCUGAAUCAAAUCCUUUCUUAGAUGACAUUGUACACAGCAGCACAGACAAACACAUUUCCAACACAUCAGACAUAAAACAAGACAGUGAAAAGCAUUUGGACACAAACAACGAUGACGCCAGUAGCACAUCUUCAGAUGAAGGCAACGUGGGGAACUUUUUGGAAAACAAACACAAAGUCAGCAACAGAUCUGGGAGAUGGAGAAGUGCUUCUGACAUUCUGGAUGAUCUGGAGAGAAAAGUGCCAAAACGGGAGAACAGUUUCAGGCCGCCUGGGCCAGUACUGAACCCAGAUUUUGAGUGGCUAAAGAAUGACAGAGAAGCUUAUAAGAUGGCCUGGCUGAGCCACAGGCAGCUGACCCGCUCAUGCCUGGACUUAAAUCUGAUGAGCCAGAGUCCAGGGUGGGCUCAGACCCAGGCAACUGACUUUCAGGUUAUCUGCAAGAUCGGCCACGCUGGAGGCUCAAUACAGUUACCAGAAUCACAAAUUACCAUCCAUAUCCAAGAAGGCCAUGUUCCUCCUGGAGAAGUCCAGGAAGUUACACUGAAAGCAAUGCUAGACCCUCCUCCCGGACUCAAUAACAACUAUAUGACAACCAUGAGUCCGCUUGUAGAGGUGGUCCUCAGCAAUAUCAACACAAGGGAGAGUAUCUCCCUGGAUAUUAAACUGUCCGGGAAGGUGAAGAGUGACCCGAUAAGUCAGGUCAUGACUACUGUGGUCGGGCUGGUGUCCAACAAAAGAGAGGGACCUUAUCUCAGAGUGAACGACUGUUACAUUCACAAGAACAUGAUGCAGAUGAAGAUCCAGGACCUGAAGACACAUUUUUAUGUGAUUGCAGUCGCGGAGGCCACUGCAAUCCAGUCCCCUGCUACGUCAGUGUGGGAUUACCUUGACCGCCAAAUUACAGUAGCAGUUUAUGGUCCCAGGUACAUCCAUCCAUCAUUCAAGGUUGUAGUGGUUGUGUGCUGUCACGAGGAUGUCCCACCGAAGCUUCCGUUUUCAGUUAUCUGCAGAGGAAACAAAAACCUGCCUCCACUUGUGCUUCAGCUUUGGGGAAAGCAUGGGUUUAAACCAGACAAAGUGAACAACCUGCAUGUUGGAAUUAGCAUAAAAGACUCAGUGUUUAAAAUCAAACCUGAGGACAAACUGAAAGAAGUGAGACAAUGUCAGCUCAAAAUAGGGACAGUUUUACAUCUGCCUGUUGCAUUGUCUUGUUCCAGUAAUACAGAAAUGACUCCUUUUAAAUUAGAUCUUAAAGUGAAGGAAGCAAAUGAUGCAACUGUGGUUGAACAUUUCCAGGUGCCUUCCCCUCCUACAGCACCCAUCAGAUCAGAAAAGCGAGUGCCAAGGCAGACAGAAAAGCGGAUUGAAAUGGCAAGAACGUCACCUAUUCCUGAGGAAAGUGUUCCAGAUUUCCCCAAAUUCACAGACAGACCUGUAAACCUGCAGUGGUAUGGUGUAGCCCUAAAGUCAGUUCUCCGCCAGCCACGUGUAGAGUACCUUCUGGAGUAUUUCAAGGGGGACACUGUAGCUCUCCUAUCCAGAGAGACUGUUAGGUCAGUGGGUAACUCCAAAGUUAAAGAGUGGUAUAUCGGAUUCCUGCGAGGAAGAACUGGUUUGGUUCACUGCAAAAACGUCAAGCUCAUAACCAGAGACCAAGUGAUCGACUUCACCGGAAUUCAAAUCAGCACAAAGGUCCUCUUGGACAACAUGACACUGCCCUUCAAGAAGCUUACUUACAUGUACUCUGCCAUCCAGACUCUGGUCACUGAGCACAUAACCAGCUGGAAGGGUUUUGCUAAUGCUUUAGGGUACAUUAACCUGUCGCUGGACACCAUUACACGGAGGUACGCCGAAACUGAGGCCGAUAAAGUGGCCUGUGUACUGGAAAAGCUGAAGGAAGACUGCCAUGCUGAUAAGACUAGAAAAAAGUUUCUGCAUGAGCUCAUGGUGGGUCUGUUGAAGAUGGACUGUGUGAAGAUUGUGGCCCAGCUGAUUCAGAACACAGUCAUUCUGUCCACUGCUGUGGAGCUGGGAGUUCGUUGGCGGGAGCUCGCUGAGAAGAUGGGAAAACUCUCCAGUGCUCAGAUAGCAGGCUAUGAGGCGCCGCACCGAGGGAAGAGCGGAGAAGUCGUCGCCCAGUCAAUGUGGAAGCCCGCCUACGACUACCUGUACUCCUGGAGUCUGCAUUAUGAGGACAGCUACAGGGACAUGAUUCAGGAUCUGCACUUGGCCAUGGACAAAAUGAAAAACCCUGCCACCAGACAGUGGAGGCACCUUACUGGUGCCCUCAUCACAGUGAACUGUCUCGAUAUCUUUCGAGCCUCCGCGUACCCAAAUUCCUAAACCAUAUGCAAACGCACUCUAGUGAUCACAGCGACCUUCAUGCACUUGAGCAAAACAGAGACAGAGACAGGUUUUGUUACACAACAGUAGGGUUUUGCUGUUGUUUUUGUUGUUACUUGGCUGCCGUAUAGGUUUUUUUUAUUUCAUACUCAUUUUUACACAAAGCAUUAGAAACAACUUUAUUGAAACUCAAUCAGGUACUUGCACUAUUCGCUAUUAGAUCUCACUUGGUGAGUGUAAAACAUGUUGUUUGAGCUGUGAAGGAAUGUCACUUUAGAAGAAAAUGAAGUGAAGUUUGUCACUUUUCUCUAUAUAUGUCUGUGCAAAUGUGAUGAAGCCAUUUUGGUUGAUCAUUUUCUCUCAAAUGUUUAUGAGGUCAGUAGUUUAGCUGUUUCGCCAUCCUGGGCAUCAGUAACCUCAACUGGUAUAUUGAUAGCUUUGCCUUCUAAUAGUAGGCUAAUAUGUCGCCACUCAGAUACUCAUUUUCUGCAAAUCUACAUUACUUUAUGUUAAUAGCUACAUAAAUAAUAUUAUGUAGCUAUUUAGAUUUCUUAUACUACAUAACUUAAAUCACUGACUGUAUUACAUUUUUUUUUUAUUAGGAUCCACAUAGAUCCUGUGAAUCAGUGGGACUUUUAGGUUUUAGUUUUCUGAAAUAUGCUGUAACUAGUUAAUGAACUGUCAGAAAACCGAUAAAUGUGAACACUGUUGCGAUCUAACAAACUCAAGGGUUGCACUGCUGGCAGUAAAUUAAUCUGUGUUGAAGUUUGUGUGCUGAAAACAAGAAUGUUCUUACCAAAUUGAAAGUUCCCUGAUGCCAGUAAACAAACCAUAAAGAUGCUAAUAUAAAAGUGUCAUAAACUAUUGUUGUCUUAAAUAUUAGUGCAUUUGCUAUUUUUAUACUAUAAUGUAAUGUUUUAGAUGAGGCAUACAAUGUAACUGUUACAUAUUGACGUUUGUCUGAUCAUGUUUUUAUCGCCAAAUGGAAACCUCAUUGUUUAGAGGGGUGCCAUAUACAGUACACAGUGCCUCCCCUCACUGAAAUGUUAGACAAAUGACGACUUUGAUAUUGAAAUUGAGAUGUGUUGCAUGAGAUACGAAUAAAUAUA